Messenger RNA from Emiliania huxleyi CCMP1516, 810 nucleotides. RefSeq lists its product as hypothetical. The record is from RefSeq and is a predicted model, not a curated record. Gene Ontology annotation, cellular component: membrane. The transcript has a single exon. NCBI's taxonomy places the organism in Eukaryota, Haptophyta, Isochrysidales, Noelaerhabdaceae. The coding region runs from base 6 to 599 and encodes 197 amino acids.
CCUCAAUGGCGGUAUCCUGGCUGCGCGAUGCGCCCGCGGCGCAGCCGCUUGCGCUGUACCUUGUCUCCGCCUUCGGCUCUGGCGUCUGCAUCGGUGCCACUGGCAUCGGAGGCGUGCUGCUCGUGCCGCUCCUCCUCCUCAUGGGAGUCCCGAUCGGCGUUGCGAGCCCGGCCGUCAUCGCCUCGCUUCUUCCGGCCGGAGUCGUUGCGCUCAUCGCUAACCGCAGGAUAGUGCCGCGGAUCGAGACGGCGACGGCUGGGCUCUCCGCGGUACCGGGCGCGGUAGCCGGCAGCUUGCUCUUCCCGCUGGUGCCUGCCGCCCUCAUCUCCAGCUUCGUCGUGCUGCUUGCGGUCCUCAGCGGCGUGCAUGCAAUCUGCACCGUCUUCAGGGCCGGCCGCGGCGGACGGACUGACGACAGCGGCAGCAGCCGAGACGAUCAGCCCAGCCGGUGCGACACCGAGCUCGCCACCGCCGCAGCCGACGGAGCCCGCAAGGGCGGCGGCGCCGCCGCCGCGCAUCCCUCGGCGGCUGCCGGCGCGUUCGUGCUGUCGAAGCGGGUCGCCGUGGCCCUCGGCCUCGUGGUGGGGCGCGCUCAAUAGACGCGAGAUGCAUGUUCCGCUGUAUGCCAGCCGUGCCAACUGUAUCCACAGCUGUGAUGCCCGCGAGGCUCGGGAGUGCGAUGCACGGCGAUAGACGGAUCUGGACCCCACACUCGGCCGUGUGCAUAUCUAGGCUCCUGUCCAUCCUGACUUGCACCGGCGGACCGUUUGUCGCGAUCCCGCUCCUCUUCCGUCUCGACCCGCGCCUGCC